This is a messenger RNA of Oikopleura dioica, 534 nucleotides long. Lineage: Eukaryota; Metazoa; Chordata; Appendicularia; Copelata; Oikopleuridae. The record is from the annotation of a GenBank genome assembly.
AUGGCUGGAAUCGCUGAUGGAUCAGAUCAACUAGUGCCAGGGCGGGUUAUUACAUGUAUAACACGAAACGAUGAACAGUUCUCUGGUGCCAUCAUUGCUGCUGAUCCCUUUAGUUCUAUUGUGAUGAUAAAGUGCAGCAACAGCAAAGUUGUGUUGGUGAACUUGCGACAAAUCAAGUCUCUUCAAAUCGAAGACAAAACAGAGCCCAUUCCAGAAAUUCCAAAAAAAUUCGCCGUUGCCAAGUUGGAGCAGCGUCUUUUGGGCAAUGUUAAAGAGAAAAUGAACUUGGCGCAAGAAGAUGGUCACGAGAAACACCCUCUUGGCGCUAAGAUCAUACAGAAAAUCAACCGUAUUCUGGAAUGUAAAUGGGAAGGCAAGAAUAUCGUUGUAAUGACUGCUGGUAUUGAAAUUCGGCCACCGUUCAACGAGGCCAACGUGUUCAUACGCAAAGGAGGAAACAAACAGGGAAAGGAGCGUAUUCAGAAGUUACUCUCCAAAUUUCACGAAGAAGAGAAGUCGUCGUGUAUGCACUAG